Molecule: messenger RNA, 866 nt
Organism: Malus domestica (apple)
Lineage: Eukaryota; Viridiplantae; Streptophyta; Magnoliopsida; Rosales; Rosaceae
Source: RefSeq, a predicted model, not a curated record
AAAGGCUUCAAUCCAAUUCACAUACACGACCCAAUACCCAACCCACAAAAAUUGAAAAUUGGACAAUUGAAAAGGAUCCUUUCUCGCUUUCCCCAUUUCCCUGGGAAAUUUGGAUGUGCAGGAAAACAUGUUAGGGCUCACUGCUCUCACACCUCCACCAAUCGCAACACUUCCAUCUAUUCCAUUUCCAUCGCUACACAUCCAUCUCAAUUUCUCUUCCUAUUCGCCCCUCAAAACCCAAAUCCCAAAAAUACCCAAAAGAUUUGUAGUAUUUGCGAACAACGGCAACGGGUUGAAGCAGGAUUCCAAUUCCGAGGAGAGGGAAGAGAGGGAAGAAGAGAAAGGCGACGAAGAAGGAAUUGGAUCCGACGGUGGGGGCGGUGACGAUGAUUUGGGGAAGAAUCAACGGCCGUUAUUCGGCAACAUCAGAUGGGGUGAUCUGCUGCUGGACCCAGAUCCUAACAACAUCUUGGCCGUCGGAUUGACGGGGCUGCUGACGUGGGCGAGUGUGCAGGUGCUGUGGCAGCUGCUGUUCAUCGCAUUGGCUAUACUUGUUGCUGCUGUUAAGUAUUCCUUCAUUGCUGCUGUCCUUCUCUUCAUUCUCAUUGCCCUUCUUUGACUCACUCUUCUUCCAAUUCUACCCCCAAACUGUUCUUCUCUAGCUUGUUGUAACUCAAGCGGUUAAGAGCGUAUUUCUGUAUUUGAACAGUGUAUCGAAAAAGAAAAAUAUAGGUUUGUUUAGUGUAGUAUAAAUGCAAAUUUGUGCUGAAAAACAAAUAUUUGUGUAAUUCACAAAUUCUGGUAUCUUUAUUGGAUUGGAACUGUUCUAAUUUGAAAGGACAGGGUGUCAAUGACACUCACAAUCA